This is a messenger RNA of Westerdykella ornata, 1230 nucleotides long. RefSeq lists its product as uncharacterized. NCBI's taxonomy places the organism in Eukaryota, Fungi, Ascomycota, Dothideomycetes, Pleosporales, Sporormiaceae. The transcript has 4 exons. Bases 267 to 785 code for a protein of 172 amino acids. The record is from RefSeq and is a predicted model, not a curated record. Gene Ontology annotation, cellular component: mitochondrion.
UUUGUACGUCGUUGAAUGUUAGCUGGAUAGUUUUUAUAGAGGCUGGUUGAGCCGUCAAUGGAGAGAUAAGCAAGGGUAUGCACCGUCUCAUCUCUGAAUCCAGUGCAUCUGUAUCUCCAGGCUGUCACAACCAGGAAACCUUGGAAGGUGAGAUGGCUUGGCAUCUUGGUGAACUGCUUAGUCAUUCGAGCUCGCGCUUGCAUCACGGACAUCAACCUCACUCGCAGCAAGCACAUAUCGAAACUACCCGCAGUCGCGUCGCAGCCAUGCUCUCACGGCGCUUCAUAGCGGGCCGCCCGCUCGCCCGCGUCCUUGCACCAGCCGUGGCUGCACCCCGUCGAUCGAUCGUGCACACCCCAUACUCCCCCAAUACUCCGAAAGUGUCCGAGGUGCAGGAGCUUGUGGAUCCCAAAAGCAUUGAUGACCCAUAUAUGAAUGGCGGCUAUCUUAAUCCUCCCAUUGAGAAGCGGGGGAACCGCGACCCUUAUGGCGACUGGUGGGACAAACAGGAGCGGAGGAACUACGGCGAGCCCGUUCACGAGGAUAACGAUAUUCUUGGAGCUCUGGCGCUGCAUGACUAUGAUCACUUCACGCCGGGCUGGGGUGGUGUAUUGUUGGGGACUUUCGUUGUUAGCGUUCUAGGGCUGUGUGGCAUCGUCAAGUUGUGGUACCCGGACAAGAUCACCGUUCCAAAGGCAUAUGAGGGUGGCCUGGAAGAAGAAUUGGGCGGCCCACGAGCAGUGAGGGCUAGGGCAGAGGGCGAGCCAGUGUACUGGAGGCAUUGAGCACCUGAACAUGCUGUAUAUAAGUCUCCUGUGUCUUUCCCUGGAAAUUUCAUUACAUUGUGGAAAUAGCCAAUGCGCCUUCUCCCUUCCUGCUACAAGUCUGCGGCCCUGCGAAACGAGCUUCUAUCCUGCUGCGAUCAUUCACAGCAUGUGCGAGCCGUGGUCGUUGCAACUCUCUCAAGGAAGCGAUAGAAGGGGUCUGUAACGUCUACGUUGUACGGCGUAGUCGCAUCGCCGCUUUUUCCUGCAUGGCAGACUACAGACGUCAGCAUUUGGAUCAGCUGAGCUGAUGUCCUCUCAAAAGAUGCGUCCUAUGGUCGUUAGUUUGGCUUGUUGGGUACGUUACCAUUCUAGCCAGACGCCUGUGCAGGGAUCCGACGGCUUGUGGAAAUCGGCCGUGCUAAGGGGCUAGGUAGUUCACCUACAACUAUGGGCUCGUGAUCAC